AUGAUCUCUGGAUCUGUCACGAUCAUCUACGCAACAGAGACAACCACGUCCCUUCGACCGACCAUCAUUCAAGACCCUCGUCAACCCCCACCUCCUUCGAGCACAUAUACCAACCGCAAUGGGCUCCAUCCUUGGCAGAUUGGUCUUGCUGUGGCGCUGAUCUUGGCUCUGUUGGCGCUGUGUUUUGCAGCAGUGGUCAUGAUCUGGUUCCGGAGACGGAGGCAGGAGUUGAGAGAUCAGGAGGAUAAGAUUGCGGGUAGUCGUGAGCCCUGGAAUGAUCCUGCCACCGCUGCUGCUGUGAUGGGGGCUUCUUCUGGAGGCGGUGGUGGUGGAGCUGCAAGUGCGGUGGGGAUUAUGCAUACUGAUUGGCAUGAGUAUAAUAAGGAGGCAAAUUUGAUGGCAGCAGCCGCAGGAGACAGUCGUGCUAUGUCAAGCAUGGAUGGAGGGUACCAUCACGUCCAGCACCAUCACCUCGACACUCGUUACGGCCCCAACGGAGAGUUGAUGUUGAUCGGGUACGCCGACCCUUAUGGCGGCGGGAGUGGUAAGGACAUGACGGACUAUAUGGGUGAUCACAGUCGCGCGUUUAAUGGAAGCGAUGACUACGGAUUGGGAUUGGAUUAUGCAAUGGGCUCUGAGAUUGGUGGCGGCGCGGAACUGGCAAGUAACAGCGGGAGCUUGGCAGGUGACCAUUUAAGUUACAGCGGCAGCAGCAGAUACCCGAUCCCCCCACCACUACAGCGGCAGUAUGUCUCUUCUAACCACCCACAGGAAUCGCAACCUGUCUCACCGGUCCCGCGAGUGUCGUAUGAGGAUGAUUACCAUGCAGCGGUCGCCCACAGGCAACAGCUUCAACAACAGCAGCAACAACAGCAAUCUCGUGUUUGUUAUCCUUUGCCACCACCCACAGCAACGAGCGCAUCUCGCCAACCUAGUAGGGAUGAGCUCGGAACAACGACCAGUGGAACCACAGAGGCUACUGAGGAAGGCGCUGCAGACGAUUACAGAUUGAAUCUUGAGAAGUACUCCAAAGUCGAGCAUCGGCGACAAUCGCCUCAUGCUCUAUUAGUACUUGGUCACCCGGCUGGCAAUCAGGAUGGAGAGAUUGGAGGAGAAGCAGCAAGUCCUAGUGGGAUUGUAGCGUCGCCACUAGAUGGGCCCAUACCCAAUGCGAUAACUGGAGAAGGAAAAGAAGGGGCCUAUCGCCGGGAUGAUCUAACUCCCGAACCCGGUUCCAGUUCAGGCCAAGGGGGUGAUGGUGAUGGCGGUGGUAGUCACGAACGCGGGUCUUCGACUCCUGGCGAGGAGACGGCGGCUGUCCGGAGCUACCUUGACCGACUCAGGGUAGACUCGUAG
Linnemannia hyalina is the source of this 1356-nucleotide messenger RNA. NCBI's taxonomy places the organism in Eukaryota, Fungi, Mortierellomycota, Mortierellomycetes, Mortierellales, Mortierellaceae. The record is from the annotation of a GenBank genome assembly.